CCGCAAUGCUUCCUUCUGUUCUUGAUCCUUAAUCUAUAUAAACUUCAAACCUAAUUGGAAAUUUAGAACUAAUCCCGUAUGAGUUGAUUUCCUUAAAUGACAGUGUUGUAAUAAGGUUAGUUGAAAUGUCUGCUUCCAUCUCCAACCUCAAAAUCUCAGUAUGGCUUAACCUUCAAAUCACAGUAUCUCUCAAUCCCUACCAGCUUUCCUGCUUCCAAUAUCUCUUCUGAUCCUUUGAAGUAAAAGUUAAGGAAGCUUCAAACCAAACCCAUCAUCAAAUAUUGUCUCAUUCCAUUUUCACCACAUUCAUCAUUUUCUCCUUUUUUGACUAUUACACCAUGGAAAUCCAAACUAGUCAUCUUGAUCAUCAUGAUGCUCAGACUCCUACAGAAAUGACAUCGAAUUAUCGCUCCAACGUCGACACAUCGCGGCCUUUUCGCUCUGUCAAAGAAGCCGUGGCGAUAUUUGGAGAGAGAUUCUUGGCAGGGGAGAUAUAUGCUCCAAAGACAUUUUCAUUCCCCAAGCCAGAGACUCCAGUAUGCUUCUACACCCCGUCUCCAAGCCCGCAAAACUCUCAAGAAAUCGUGUCGUGGAGGUCCAUUGACAGCAGCAGCAAUGAUAAUUCUAAUCUUGCUCAAACUCUCAGGAAGCUGGAAACCGAAUUGGAGGAAACUAAGCUCGAGCUGAAGAAACUUAAGGACAGAGAGUCAGAGACAGAGGUGGCAUUGGCUUCUUUGAAUGCUGAGCUUCAUAAAAACAUGUCAAAAUUAGCCCAGGCAGAAGCUGCAGCAGCAGGAAAGGCAGCCAUGACUCCAAGAAUAUCAGCUGUCCCUGAGAACAGAAACAGGGGAUUAGGCCAUAAUAAACAACAAGGCGAUCAUGGAAUUUCUGAAGACGAUCGGCGCAGGGAUAUGAUUGUAAGGCUGGAAAGUUCACCAACUCUGGCUCAGAUGUUGAAUACUGCUGCAGAUAAAGACGGCUGGUUUGAAGCAAACUUCAAGGUGAACAAUAAGGAGAAAAGGGUGAAGAAGAAGCCCAUUAUUCCACUCGUUGGGGACUUGUUUUCGAAGAAAAAAGGAUCUUCUACUUCUGUGAUUAAUCCUCUGUAUGCAGCUUCGCAUCUGAGACUGAACUGAGAGAGGAAGAACACCUUAAAGUUCAUCAUUCCCUUCUUACAUUUUGUCUUACUGUCUUAAAAAAAAAAAAAAGAGUUCAAAUAAAAGAGUUUUUCUUUCUAACUUAUUGGUUUCUAAUCCUGCACAUGCCAGAAAAGGUGAUUCAUUGUCUUCAUACUUGUGUGACUUCCUGUAUCAGACAGGUCUGUUUGUAAAAGUUGAUUCUAGGAAUUUGAAUUGUGUUAAAAGUUAACUUUUCAUUAAUGAUUUUGUCAGCGCCUUUUGCCGGCAUUCUUGAUUAAUCACACGCGUGGCUCUCGUGUACCAUGAGCUAUGUUACCUGGACUCGGAUACGGGUGUCAUAUCGGAUGCGGGCGUCUUGAGUGUCCGACUCGUCAAUAUUUCAGAAAUUUUGGACAUUUUAAGCUAAAAUGCCACACCCCAUACUCAUACUCAUACCAGUUUCGACACGACACGACACGGGUGUUCUCCUCAAAUAGAAGAGUCCGGGUAACAUAGAUCAUGAGUCUGAUAGUAGAAUAAUACUACUACUAACUAAAUUUAGCAGACU
This is a messenger RNA of Oldenlandia corymbosa var. corymbosa, 1686 nucleotides long. NCBI's taxonomy places the organism in Eukaryota, Viridiplantae, Streptophyta, Magnoliopsida, Gentianales, Rubiaceae. The record is from the annotation of a GenBank genome assembly.